CCCACACUCUAACAGAACACAUGUUGUAUCUCUGAGGCCAUAUCAGCGAUCAAGUACCCUCACAUAUCUCACACGCCUCACACAGCUUGAGCUUUGGUGGUGCAUUACUCGUAGCCAGCCAGCCUUGCACUCUUUCCUGACUUCCCGCGAUGUCGAAGACAGUACAACCAUAUGUUCUAGCAGCGGUCGCAAGAUGCCUAGAUUCAGGCGAAUAUUCAGACCUCACUAUCACAUGCGGAAGUGACGUACACAAAGUGCAUAAAGUGAUAGUCUGCACUCAAUCCGACUUCCUUGCAGCCGCUAUCCGAUUCGGGGGCAAAGAAACUAAACAGGCGAACAUCAAACUUCCCGACGACGAGUCGACAGUUGUCAAGUUGCUUGUGAAAUACUUUUACACUGGCGAUUACAAAUGCGAAUUAGAGAGAACUUCUGAGGGAAAAUCUCAUCAGAGCAAGCCCAGUUCGUCCUAUACCCAAAACUUUCCACACACCUGUGAUGGAUAUUAUUGUGAAGCUUAUCUCUGUCCUCAUCAUUCAUGCGAAACCCACUGCAAUGGCAGUUGCACGAACUUCAACUGCCAGUAUUGUUCUAGCGAAACGCUCAACUUUUUAGCUAAGGGUCUUCUGAUUCACGCGAAGGUGUAUGAACUUGCCGAUAAGUACAACAUCGUGGGCCUGAAGGAAUUGUCUAAAGGGAAAUUCGAAAUUGGGUGCAGCGCCUUUUGGGAUACAGAUACUUUCCCAGUUGCUGCGCAGUACGCGUUUUCGACAACGGUGGAAGAAGACAAAGGUCUGAGAGAUAUCGUUAUCUUCACUAUCGCUACCCGUCCACAACUUAUAAAAAAACCGGAAAUUCAAGUUCUCUUGAAAGAAUUCGGCAGCUUGUCUCUCGGGGUCUUGUUGAAGAAGGCAAGUGAUCAUCGCUGCUCUCUGAUUUCAGGCCUCUACUCCGACCUCAAAAUAAUCUGCGGCCCGGACUCCCACGCCGUUCACAAACUCAUCGUCUGCCCCCGCGCCGAAUUCUUCGCUCGAGCACUCAAAUUCGGCGGUCAAGAAGCCGAAAAAAGCGAAAUCAACCUCCCAGAAGAUGAUCCAUUGAUAAUAAAACUCCUACUUCAGUACCUGUACGAAGGCGAUUACCACCUCUUCCCUUCCCCUUCACCUUCCCCUCCCCUCACACCCAUCAUCCACCCUAUUAUCAAAAACCGCCCAACCCACACCCCAUCCGGCCUCCCCUACACGUACGACUUCCCACACACCUGCCGCACCCCCCUAACCCCACACUCCAUCUGCCCGCACCACACCUGCAUUUACGCCACCUCGUCUCAAUCAGGAACUUGCAGCUACGCAUGCCGCUCCUUCACCUGCUCCUUGUGCACCCCGGCCCCAUCACCACCAGCCUACGCCGGCGCACCCGCAGACCUCCUGCUACACGCACAACUCUAUGCGGUGGCUGAGAAAUAUCAAGUCAGCGGGUUGAAACCACUCGUUACCCGCAAAUUCUCGAGCGCUUGCGAGAGGUUUUGGGGGGACGACGAGUUUGUGAGCGCAGCACGAUGUGUGUUUGCGAGUACGCCGGAGAGGGACUGGGGGUUGCGCGGGGUUGUUACGAAGACGCUAUUUGAGCAUUUGGGGGUGUUGAUUGGGAGGGAGGAGGUGGAGGAGUUGGUGGGGGAUUGUGGGGAGCUGGCGGUUGGGUUGUUGAAGAUGAGUGUUGGGGUGGAGGGGUGUGCGUGUGUGAGUACGCCGGGGACGUCGGUGGAUGGGUCGUCAGGAGGGAUGCCGUCGCCGAUGUAGAUGUGGGGAGAUGGGCUUAGUGGUGUUUUAGAAUCAAGAGUUAGAUUAUUUUUAAUAGAGAGGAGGAAGUGAAGGCGUUGAUUGCUGCGAUUUUACGUUGUAGAAGGCAUGUAGAAUAGAC
This is a messenger RNA of Bipolaris sorokiniana ND90Pr, 1917 nucleotides long. RefSeq lists its product as uncharacterized. Bases 150 to 1796 code for a protein of 548 amino acids. The transcript has 5 exons. NCBI's taxonomy places the organism in Eukaryota, Fungi, Ascomycota, Dothideomycetes, Pleosporales, Pleosporaceae. The record is from RefSeq and is a predicted model, not a curated record. Gene Ontology annotation, molecular function: protein binding.